AUGACUGACCACAACGUGUUCGUGUUUGGAUCAUUUACAGAGGAUGAGAUCAAAUCCCUACAAAGUACCUCAAAACAGAAUGAUGUAGAAUUUAUGUUUGGUUCUUUGGACUCUGCAACUCUAAGAUCUGUGGGCAUCUUCAAAAACAAACCAAAUGUUACAGAAACUCCCAAAAACCACCAACCAUCAAAUUCAAAUCCAGUAAAGAAAAGUAACAAUGAUGAAAUUGUUCAUGCAUCAUCAUCAUCAUCAUCAUCAUCACGAACACCUGUUGCAGUUGUAAAUAAAAAUGGAAACAUCCAUGAUUCAAGCUCUCUUUUCUAUAGCAAUGGUGUACAAGAACAGGAACCAAAAAAUGCACAACUCCCUGUAUCAUUUGUACCUGAAAGCAUUGGAAGUGAAACUUAUGUGGAGUCCUUUGAAGCUCUGAACUUGAUAAAUCCCAAAAAUAACCUUAUCACUGCAUCAAAUGGUCUCCAUAAAGCUGCAACAGAGUUACUCCCUCGAGGCUUAGUCAACUCUGGAAAUUUGUGCUUUCUAAAUUCAACUCUUCAAGCUCUUCUUGCUUGUUCUCCCUUUGUACAUCUCUUACAAGAGCUAAGAACACGCAAUAUACCUGAGAUUGGUUACCCAACUUUACAUGCAUUCGUUGAGUUCAUUUCUGGAUUUGACAUGCCUUCUGACAUUCACUCAAAGAAGAAAGACAACAUUCUUCUAGAAACUGGGAAACCUUUUCGACCUAUCAUGUUUGAAUCUGUUUUAAACAAUUUCUCUCCAGAUAUGCCAAACAGCUUCUCUGGAAGACCAAGGCAAGAAGAUGCUCAGGAGUUUUUAAGCUUUGUAAUGCACCAAAUGCAUGAUGAGCUUCUUAAACUUGAAGGAGAAGGUUGUAAUUUCAAUGGUGGAAAAGUUUCAUUGGUUUCAUCUGUAAGCGAUGAAGAUGAUGAUGAGAGUUGGGAAACAGUUGGACCAAAGAACAAAACUGCAAUCACAAGAACACAAAGCUUUAUUCCUUCAAAAUUAAGUGAGAUUUUCGGAGGCCAACUAAAAAGUGUUGUGAAAGCAAGAGCUCCAGAGACACUUGAAGGGUAUCGUGCUUCAUCAGCAGGAAAGGCAGAGUUAGUAAGUGCAAGUAAAUCAGUGAAAAUCCUAGAGCUUCCAGAGAUAAUAAUACUACACUUAAUGAGGUUUAGCUAUGGAAGUCAAGGAAGCACAAAAUUACUCAAACCAAUCCACUUUCCUCUUCACCUUACUCUCAAUCGUGAUCUCCUUGUUUUAUCAUCGCCAGAGGGUCGAAGAUAUGAGCUGGUGGCAACGAUAACUCAUCAUGGAAGAGAGCCAUGGAAGGGUCAUUACAGUGCUGAUGUGUUGCAUGAAACAAGUGGGAAGUGGUUGAGAUAUGAUGAUGCUUCGGUUGUUGCAAUUUCUACAAACAAAGUGCUUCAUGAUCAAGCGUAUGUGCUCUUCUAUAGGCAGAUGUAUUAGUUUUUGUUUUACACGUUUCUGUUUUAAGAGGUUAUGGUAAAAAUUUAUAUGGCUUCUUUUUUGGGUAAAUCUUUGUGUAUGGUGUUAUUAUUAUGAAUCACGCUAUCUUGGUUUAUUAAAAUGAGUUAUUUUUGUUA
Messenger RNA from Lactuca saligna, 1622 nucleotides. The record is from the annotation of a GenBank genome assembly. Lineage: Eukaryota; Viridiplantae; Streptophyta; Magnoliopsida; Asterales; Asteraceae.